AUAAAAACAUGAAAGGUCAUGACUGUUUGUGUUUUAUCAGCUUAGAAAUAUUAUGUUUGUUGAUCAGAUCACACUUCAUGACCAAUUUAUGCAGCAAGGCGGACUUUUCCAUUAGGGAAUGGUAGGCAGUUGCCUGGGAUACUCAACUAAAAGGGGCCCCAGAUGUCAGAAAUGUACUAUGAUAUUUAAACUAUAGUUGUCAAAUUAUUUUCUUAUUCAGAGACGCAUAUAACUUUUUCUUUAAUAACUUACGGUGCAGUCAAAGCACAUCCCCCCCCCCCAUUACAGCCACAUGGACUAUUCCAUUUCUGGACGUGACACUGCGACUGCGCACCAAAUGUAAACACGGUAUUCAAGUUGUAACUAUAUCGCCCAGUAGGAAUCUGAGCAGCGGAACGGAAAGUGAAUCAUCCCAGUGAGAAUUCUCGGAAAAUGGAAAAACACCAAUACAGCUGAAGAAAACUGCAUCUGGGGAGCCAGAAGGAGAGGUAGCAACGUACUGGUCUGGUUAGCAGUUCUCCUCAGGCAAACAAUCAACAAGGUGCAGCAUGCUGGCUGCUGUGAGAGCCGCACAACAUUCCCUCAGAAACCUCAGGGGUAUUUCUGACUCUGCUCUUGCCUCAGGAUUCCAGCAGGCUAAUGUCGUCAUCCUGCCCAAUCAUCUGGCCAAGGACUUUGAGGGCUUCUGUUAUAAUAAUCCUGCCCCCUUACCACUCCUUUAUCGCAGCCAAUCAGGAGAGACUUCUUGUCCACCUCUGGCUAGACAUGCUGACAUAAGGACAGACAUUUCUCAGUACUGUGUAUAUGAGGAGGGUCACCUGGUGAAAACAGUUUCCAGUCUGGAGAGUUACACCAGUCAACUAAGGACAACAUCAGGGCAGGAGGCUGUGCACCAUAGCCAUCAGUGGUCAGACAUGGUGUGUUUCUAUCUGGGCUGCAGUUUUGGCUUUGAGAGCAGAUUGAAGAAAGCUGGAGUCCCUGUCAGGAAUGUGGAGCAGGGCAGAAACAUCAGCAUGUAUAGGACUGCAGUUCCCUGUAUUCCUGUCGGAGUGUUCAGCUGUCCUCUAGUGGUCACUAUGCGUCCUAUUCCAGCUGGUAUGCUGAAUGCAGCAGUGGAGGUCACUGAUCUUAACCCACUAGCACAUGGAGCUCCUGUACACAUAGGAGACCCAGCUCUCUUAGGCAUACAGGACCUAUCCAGACCAGACUAUGGGGAGCGAGUAGAGCUACAGCCUGGUGAUGUUACAGUCUUCUGGGCCUGUGGAGUAACUGCUAUAGAGGCAAUACUCAGCAGCAAGCCUGCUUUGGCUUUCAGUCACUCGCCAGGCUGUAUGUUCCUGACAGACAUCCCAGAUUCCUCUGUUCCUAUAACCUGUUCCUCUGAGAGCGCGGCCUCUCCGUACACCAAACCCAAUUCAGAGCUGAUCCCCAUCUGUUUCCUGGUAUCCCACAAUCCCUUGUUGUACAGCCUGGCAUCUCAGAAGGCAGUGGCAAGGAUCAGAGAGUUGGAGAUGAUUAUUGGAGAGGACCCAGGUCAGCGAGGGAUCAGAGCUUUAUUGGUUCAGGAUGAACUUCUGCACUCCUGUCUGGCACUCUCCCACUCCUCCUCUGUUGCCAUAACAACUGGCUUCCCCACGCACUACAUGCACAGCCCUCCUGAUGAGACAGAUGGCCCACCUGGAGCCAUUGCUAUAGCAACCAUGCUUUUGGCUCUCGGGAAACAGGUGACAAUGGUGACGGACAGGAGAGCCUUGGAGAUGAACCAGGCCAUCAUUGCUGAAGCUGUGAAGACAGGUGUGCUGAAAACUGCAAUCCCAUUGAUCACUUUUGAAGACAGUGGGCCAGACUCUGCUCUGCACUUCCUGUGUCACCACGGAGACCAGAGCAAGCCCAGGUAUGACCACCUUGUGGCGAUAGAGCGCAGUGGACGUGCUGGGGAUGGAAAUUACUACAACAUGAGAGGAAUAAAUAUCAAACAUCUGGUGGACCCCAUUGAUAACUUGUUUAUUGCUGCCCAGGAUAUACCUGGAAUUACCACUACAGGAAUCGGUGAUGGUGGUAAUGAAUUGGGUAUGGGCAAAGUGAAGGAGAAGGUGAAGAGCCUGAUGCCUAAUGGGAGUCUCAUAGCCUGUGAUGUUCCUGCUUUUUUUUUGCUGGCUGCAGGAGUGUCGAAUUGGGGAGGAUAUGCUGUGGCCUGUGGGCUCCAUCUGCUCCACACCUGCCCCUCACAUCAGCGGUACCUAAAGAAAGGCCUAGGAAUGGAAUACACACCAGCCCGAGAACAGCUGCAGGACUGGACUGCUAACCUGCCGUCUGUGGACAAGGAAGAGUCCUUCCUGUCCACUCUGGUGCGUUUUGGAAUACGAAGUGGGAAAACGGGUCACCUGGCUAUGGAGGUGGAUGGUUUGACCUUUCACCCCACACACUCUGACAUAAUCACCAGACUACUGGAAGUCACACUAGGUUCCACCUCACAAGACCCUUGAUUCAGGCCUCUCAUCUCUUCUGCCUUGGUUACUUUUCAGCCAGCCUUGACCGCUGACCGGCCAGUGACAGAAUGACAGACCAGCUCUCGUUUCUCUCUCUCCUUCACUCUCCCUCUCUCUGUCAGGCUCUUUGCUGCCUCAGCAGUGAAUAAAUCACAGCUCUGGUACUGUUUUCAGUGCUUUAAAAACAGGCUUUGGAAGAUGACACAGCAAUGUGCUGUUGGUGUAAAGAGUCUUUUGCAUAAAUGUUAUUGUUCUAAUCUAAUUUUAAUGCUCUAAUCUGUUUAUCCUUUAAAAUGGACUUAAUGACUGUCUUAGACACUUAGGUAUUUACACAUGCUAGUAGCGGUUGUCUGGACAGUCCCCAAGUAUAAUACCAUGUGGUAUUGUCGCACAUGGCUGUAAAGAUGAUACUGUAUGAGCCUGGCAGCUUUGACAUUGUCUCGAGUUGUUAAGUUCUGUGGUUACCAUGCCUGAGAUUUGGAGUUGUAAUACUGAAUGAAGUAGUGUACCUUUAAGAUGGGUACAGUUUAAUUGCAAAUGAUACACUGUGUGAGGUUCACUUUGAACAACGGUCAAUAUGAAGUACUAUUAAAGGGCAACACACACUAGUGGCAUUGCUUUCAGUGCAAGCCCACUCACCGGCUGCAUACUGCCAUGUCAACCCACGAUGACACACGUCAACGAAACAGGAUACGCCAUUGACACACGUCAAAACAAUGAAAUACUGAAAUUCUUACCCAUGCUGGUGGUGAAUUUGCACUGCUCCCGCUUCCAAAACCUCUUUAGGAUUAUGGAAAUCUUGGGUUUUACUUUUUUUUUUUUUUAAAGUCUGAUAGGUUCUGGUCACAUUAUUAAUCAUGACUCAUGAGAUUGGGCAUUGUAUGAGCAAAUACUAGAAAGAGGUCAAAGGUGUCUGUAGACAGCUAACAUUGCUGCUUUUCAGAGUGUUUCAUGUGAAUUCAGGCAAAAACACUUCUUACCACCAUAAGACAUUUUGAUACUACAAGAAUGUUGCGAAAGUCGCAGAGAAAUAUGAACUGAAAGCAUUCCACUGACUGCUUAGCAACAAAUUCCCAUUAAUAAUUUAACCCUGGCCCUCAGAUGUAUAAAUCUGACAGUGAAGUGUGCAUUUAACAGUGACAGAAGCACUUAGUGUUCAGCCCCACCCCAAACACAUUUUGGUUUGGUGUGUUUUUGUAGUCUCACAUUUCAUAUUUUAUUUCUUGAUAAUACAGGGAAUCUCUAAGGUACCCAAACAUGUGUAUACUGCAUUAUUUUAAGGUGAAUAACCCCUUAUCCACAAUACCUUAAAUUGUUACUUUUUGUCAUAGUGAAAACUUCAUAAAUGAUUAUUUGUGCUGUUUUUCAUUGAAGUAAAAAAAGUUUAAAUAACAAAUGGUGUGGGCAUGGGUUUUAAAAGAUCUGUGUUCACGAGAAUGCAAAAACACAAAAUACUGGUUGUUUGGCAAGAGAAGCAACUAAAAUAGUUGUCACACAUUAACACAAAUACUAUCAAAAAGAAGUUAUGAUGUGAUGUGAUGAUACGGAAACUUGAUGCAACAUAUAAAAUGGUUUGCUUCUCAACAGCACUCCACUUGGACAAAUGACAGUCUUUGUAUUCAGACUUGUGAUAAUUGGUGAACAUUGAAAAAUAUUAAUGUAAUUUAAAUAAAAUACAACACAUAAUCUGGUGUUUGUCUUA
Molecule: messenger RNA, 4191 nt
Organism: Monopterus albus (swamp eel)
Lineage: Eukaryota; Metazoa; Chordata; Actinopteri; Synbranchiformes; Synbranchidae
Gene: dglucy
Product: D-glutamate cyclase
Exons: 15
Coding region: 549-2486 (645 amino acids)
Biological process (GO): glutamate metabolic process
Molecular function (GO): D-glutamate cyclase activity
Source: RefSeq, a predicted model, not a curated record